UAUGCAGUCUAGAAGCAGGCUGAGGCACCAAAAAGUGCCUACCUUCUACUAUACCCCGCUUAUAAUCGCCCUUCAAAUAUCCAAGCCUGCCGCUGAUUUAGGGAGGAAUUAUUCGAAUACUAAUAAGUUUCUCGCCCAAAAAGCCUGACGUGCGCCUAGAAAAUACCUAAAACAUAUACAGUUGAAAAUGUCCGAUUCUGCAGAUCCUAAGACCAACAACAACACCAAGCCAUGCGAUGAGGCGGACUUGACCAGCGAUAAGCCUGAAACGACCGAGAACGAGCAAGAAGAAACUGACCCUCAGACUGCAUAUGCUGAACAAUUUGAUGAAGAGGAGGAAGAGCAUUGGGCUGAUUCAUAUGGGGAUGGGGAUGAACAGCCACCAAGCCGAGGCGCACUACACAUGGGAACGGUCAAGACCACUGUUCCGCCGAAGCCGCCCCCAAAGAAUAACCCUUAAAGGAAGGAAAAGACUACACACACCGCGAAUAUUACUCUGGGAGCUAGGAGCGUUGAGUUGAAUCAGUUGUGAAUACAAGUCUAGUCUUAACUCCUUUCUCGAGCUUGGAGAAGUAAACCUGUGAUAUAAAACGUUCAAUGUGCAUCCCUAAGAGCUCUGCAAAUCGUAGGUUAUAUCAGGGUAGGUAGGUAGUCAUAGGUAUCCAAUCA
Molecule: messenger RNA, 669 nt
Organism: Annulohypoxylon maeteangense
Lineage: Eukaryota; Fungi; Ascomycota; Sordariomycetes; Xylariales; Hypoxylaceae
Exons: 2
Coding region: 188-460 (90 amino acids)
Source: RefSeq, a predicted model, not a curated record